This is a messenger RNA of Schistosoma turkestanicum, 1383 nucleotides long. Lineage: Eukaryota; Metazoa; Platyhelminthes; Trematoda; Strigeidida; Schistosomatidae. The record is from the annotation of a GenBank genome assembly.
AUGGAAUUGUUCGACUUGUCAGUAGACGAUGCUAUUUCAGAAUCCGUUCAAACAUUGACUUUAGAGGGAGUUGAUCUCUCCGAUAUUGUGAAAGAUAUGAUCAAGUAUGAAAACGGUCAUCCAUGUGCCAUAGCUAUCAAAAACCUUGAAGGAUUUUUGGAGACGGACCGUGAUAGUUCUAAAGUGUCGGAAGCUCUGCAGUCCCUACAGUUACCAAGAAACUCUGACAAUGCUGUUCGUAAAAUGUUAAUCGAUAUGAAUUCUGUAGAUAUCUUACUAAACCUUUUUGAUCUGUAUACUCCAGUUCAAGACUAUGGUCUGUGUACGUCCUUGUUAAAUGUGUUGUCCAGAAUAAUUAAAGGCCACUCUGAUUCGAUUAGGGAAAAUCAUAUCCAAAAGCUAGUAGAUUUACUUUUGAAAUUAAUUGGUGAAUUUAACGAAAAUACAUCUACAGAUUCGGAAUUCAAUUUGAUUGCCGCAAUCUAUUCAGUGUUACAUCUCAGUUGUACAAAAAAUGAGAAGAAUAGAACUUAUAUUUCCCAAACUCAAACUGUUACUCAGACUAUAAAUUUCUUCAUGAGAAUUACAGAGCUGUUUGAGAAUCUUCCUUUUAAUGCUUUCUACCCUACAAUAAAAGAGGGAUGUGGAUUCCUACGACCACUAACCAUUGAUGAUGAUUUGGAUGCUGAAUUCGGUCUAGGAAGUGAAAAUGCUCGCACAAUUGCCAAAACCGACUCGUGUUUGGAAGUAUUUGUCAAGCUGAUUUCAAAGAUUUUAAACUCUACAAAUGUCAAUGGAAUUUCUGACCUAUUUCAGACAUUAUCAACUAUAAUUACUCGUGAGGAGUUGUGCAUCAAAUUCGCAUCACUAAAUGGCAUUGAUAUACUAAUGCAAACUAUCUAUUCUAAUAUAAAGUCAGCUGUUAUUGUUUCGUCUGCACUGAUGCUGUUACAAGCAGUAUGUGGUUCAGAUGCUUGUAAAUUAUCUGUUAGUAAUUGGUCAAUGCACAAUAUUUCUGGACCUCAGCUUAUUGUAGAUAUGUUUGAGGAACAUAUAAAAAGUCCGGUUGUUACAAAAUACAUCUCAGGUACCCGUUUUUUUCUGAUUAAGACUCUCGAGUUUCAUUUAUCCAAUGCCUCAACUGUACGAGCAACAUGUAGAGCUAUACGUAACUGUGUUUCACGAUCUCCAGAAUUACGGUCUUCUUUUUUGACAUCAGAAUGUGGUUCCGACAGUGGUUUAGAAAAACUGUUGAAUUCUGCACUGAAAAUCCCAUCAUGCUGUGAUGAAGCUAAAGCAGCUCUUCGGGACUUAAACUGCAAAGUUGAGCUUCGGGAGUUUUGGAAAGGCCCUCUACAAACUGGCCUAAUAAGUAGUGGUUGA